CCCCCGACCCGGCCGGGCCGGCGUCGCGUGACGGCGCAAGAUGGCGGAGGGCGGGGACGGCGAGGCCGAGGAGGCGCGCCCCGACCUCCGCAGCGUCCUGGUCACCAGCGUGCUCAACCUCGAGCCGCUGGAUGAGGAUCUCUACAGGGGGCGGCACUACUGGGUCCCGUCCACCCAGCGGCUCUUCGGAGGGCAGAUCGUGGGCCAGGCGCUGGUGGCCGCGGCCAGAUCCGUCGCCGACGACGUCAACGUCCACUCCCUGCACUGCUACUUCGUGCGCAAAGGGAACCCCGAGAUGGCCGUGCUGUACCAGGUGGAGCGGACGCGGACGGGCAACAGCUUCUCGGUGCGGUCGGUCAAGGCCCUGCAGGGCGGGCAGCCCAUCUUCAUCUGCCAGGCGUCUUUCCAGCGCUGCCAACCCAGCCCCCUCCGGCACCAGUUCUCCAUGCCCGCCGUGCCCCCGCCCGAAGACCUGCCCGACCACCGGGAGGUCAUCGCCGACUUCUUAGGGGACCCCGACCCGCGGGAGGAGUACCGGCCGGGCCUCCAUCGGAUCGCCGCCCGCGACGUGCCCAUCGAGAUGAAGACGGUGGGCCCGGGCGGCGGGGGCCCCCGCCCGCGGCCCGAGCAGAUGUUCUGGGUGCGGGCCCGGGGCCACAUCGGGGAAGGCGACGCGAAGCUGCACUGCUGCGUGGCGGCCUACAUCUCCGACUACGCCCUGCUGGGCACCGCCCUGCUGCCCCAGCGCCGCCGCUUGGCCGUCACCUUCCUGGCCUCGCUGGACCACGCCAUGUGGUUCCACGCCCCCUUCCGCGCCGACCGCUGGAUGCUCUACGAGUGCCGCAGCCCCUGGGCAGGGGGCUCCCGCGGGCUGGUCCUCGGCCGCCUGUGGCGGCGCGACGGGGUCCUGGCGGCGUCCUGCGCCCAGGAGGGAGUCAUCCGCGUCAGGCCCUGCCUCCCCCCCAGCAACCUCUAGGACCCGCCGGCGGGGGGGGGGGAGCGGGGCUGCGCCUCCCCGCCCAGCGCCCGAAGUCCCGCUCCCCGGCUCCCGUUGGCCGCCGAAGC
Ornithorhynchus anatinus (platypus) is the source of this 1065-nucleotide messenger RNA. RefSeq names its product acyl-CoA thioesterase 8 (gene ACOT8). The transcript is spliced from 6 exons. Gene Ontology annotation, cellular component: peroxisomal matrix. Gene Ontology annotation, biological process: fatty acid catabolic process; acyl-CoA metabolic process. The record is from RefSeq and is a predicted model, not a curated record. Gene Ontology annotation, molecular function: fatty acyl-CoA hydrolase activity. The coding region runs from base 41 to 976 and encodes 311 amino acids. NCBI's taxonomy places the organism in Eukaryota, Metazoa, Chordata, Mammalia, Monotremata, Ornithorhynchidae.